UCAGCUGGUUCAGUGGAUUGCAUAGCGAAUCCUUUGUUUGCUUCCAGUGCAAUGUUUUCCUAGACCUACAGACCUAUAUUAUAAUAUCUAACGGACUAGAUAUAGACUCUACGUAGACUAAUCGGAAAAUAGGCCUAGGGGCGGGUCUCAAAAGAUUGCCUAAAACUCAGUCGAACUCUAUAAAAUAAAUUAUUAUAGAUUCAGCUAAGUGCCCCUGUCCCUGCACACCAGCCAGCCAGUCAGUCCUAUGGCCGCUCCAGGGCGAGCUUGUACUAUGCCUAUGGCAACAAGUGAUGAUCUGGGUAAGCAACUCAAUAAAGCUUCCCAGGGUGGGCAUGUGGACGAAGUGGAAAGGCUGCUGGUUAGAGGAGCUCCUGUAAGCUGGAGGGACAGUGAAGGAUGGACCGCUCUCCAUAUAGCAUGCUGGGACAAUCAACCUGAUGUAGUGAAGAUACUUACACAGCGAGAUGAUAAUGAUGUCAAUGUACAGACUGUUCGUAAGUUCACUCCCCUGCACUGGGCCUGCCUCUGGGGACACUUGAAGUGUGUCCAGUUACUGAUGGCAACUGGACAGUGUGACCUAGAAUCUGGAGACAUGUAUGGACUAACUCCACUGGGAAUGGCAGUCAGAGAGGGGCAGCUGGACACUAUCAGGUACCUAAUCACGGAGUACAACGUGGAUGUCAAUGGAGCUGUGACCAGUGAUGGACUAACUCCACUGGGAUUGGCAGUCAGAGAAGGGCACCUGGACACUAUCAAGUACUUGAUCUCACAUUGCGAAGUGGAUGUUAAUGAUAGUCUACUAAUUGCUUGUGAGUAUCGGCAUAACAAAAUUGUUGAGUAUCUUCUGAAUGACGUUGGUUGCAAUCCCAAUAUAAAAAAUGGCAAUGGACAGACACCACUCUUUUUUGCAUGGAACAAAGACGUUAUUAAACUCUUGUUAAAGAAUGGGGCUACUGCCGAAGAUGUUUAUACUAAUCAUCGCAAGGCUCUUGGUAAAGUAUUUUCAAAGAAUCCGCUAAAAAACCCAGUGAAAAUGCUUGUUAUCGGUCAUGGUGGCGAAGGAAAGAGCACUCUCAUUGAAGCAAUGGAACACGAGCCAACUGCACUCACAUCUUUAAUCAACGUAUUUGUCUCUCCUAAAGAAGUUGAUGGAGUCAGCCAGAAAACAGCCGGAAUCAUCCCUCGAUUAUUCAAAAGCCGUGUUUUUGGAGAUGUGUUGGUCUAUGACUUUGCUGGUCAAGAGGCUUACUACAGCAGUCACGCUGCCAUUAUCAAGUCAGCAGUUGAUGCAUGUCGGCCCAUUAUUGUCCUAGUCCUAGGGCUCCAUAAAGACGACUCCUUCACCACCCAUUCUGUCUCCUAUUGGUUGGGGAUCAUUGCCAAUCAGUGUGCCAAGAUGGAGGGCAAAGCCCCACUCAUUGUAGUAGGUAGCCAUGCCGAUUGCUCAACUGACAAAUUGAAGAUUUUGAAGAAAGAAGAGAUCGUUUUGCAAGCCGUUUCGAGAUAUCCCACCCUGGAUCUACUGAAAUUCAUUCCCUUGGAUACUCGCUACUCCAACUCUAGCGGCAUGAAGAUACUGCGAGACACUGUCGGCCCUACUUGUGCUCGCAUUCGAUCAAAGUUGGCUGUUUCCUUAAAUGCACACAUGUUCUUGGUUUACCUUGUUGGCAAGGAUGAGAUUGCGUUAUCACUGGAAGAAGUUCAGUACCAAAUUAAAAAAGAAUCUAAUCAAGUACUCUCUAAGAAGCAUAAAGAAGCUGUACCGUUCAUACCGACAACCAUUCCUCGUCUUAUUGAAAUAUGUGUUCAGCUCAACGACAAAGGUCACAUCCUCUUUCUACACAAUUUCAGCUCACCAGAGAAAAGCUUCAUUGUUCUCAAGAAACAAGAGCUCCUGGGUGAAAUCAAUGGCACUAUAUUUGCUCCAGAGGAUUUCGAUCAGCACUGUCAACUCUCUACAAGCACUGGUGUGGUACCUUGCUCCAAGCUGGCUGCUCAUUUGCCUAACUUGAACACUGAAUUGCUCACUGGAUUUUUAAUUGAUCUCGAAUUCGCCGUGCCCAUUGAAGACCAAGAAGUCCUUUGUCUUAUCAAUCAACAUAGAACAGACACUGGUGAGUCUGUAUUGCCCGACGAGAAAUACAUAUUCUGUCCUGCCCUAAUCCGAUUAGAAGUCGAUACGAAAGUUUUCAAUCAUCGGGACGACCUUGCAUAUCAUUUUGGUUGGGUGAUGUCAUGCUCUCACAAGGACCAAUUUUUGGACGCUCGAUUUCUCCACGUUCUUCUGCUUCGGAUAUCUCUUUCCCUAGGGCUUGCUCCAGUGAUAGAUCCUGACAACCCUUCUCUGCAACGUCAAUGCUCUGUCUGGAAGACUGGAGUUUGCUGGAGCACUGCUUAUGGUGUCAAAGUACUGGUGGAGGUCAUUGACAAGAAGAAAGUGAUCGUUUUGAUUCAAGCUCGCCAAAUGUCACUAGACUUUCUCAAGCUGCGCUCAACUCUAAUGAAGAAAGUUUUGGACACCUCUACGGAGUUAUGCUUUACUGUAGUCACUGAGGAGUCCCUCCUUCCUCCUGAUAGUGUGACGUACCCUCUGAAAGAUACACACGUCUUUGAUCUCAAGUCCCUCGCUCAAAGUGUUGUUGGUCAAGAAAUGUGCGUCAUAUCAGCUAAAGGUGUAGAGAACAUGCCAUUGAGUGACCUUCUUCAAGCUGAAGUGUACGCUGAUCUCGGUGAGAAUAUUCUACAGCUUCUGUUCAAUCCAGUACACAAGGAACUGUCUGAUCGAUUCAUCUCGGCUCUUGCAACGUGUUGGAACAAGAAUCCUCAACUGGCUAGUAUCGUACGCACAUCCAUUACUGAGAAUACCAGCGCCGCGUUUCAAGAGUGCAGUAAUCUCGAUGAUGUUCUAAACGUCUGGAAGAGCAAUGGAAGUUCAAGUGGUAAGGCACUGAGAAGAAUUCUGGAUCCACUUAGUGUGUUUGCUGGACGUAACCCUCUGGAACUGGCUGGUGUUGCUGCUAAGGAGACUAGUGACAAUCUACUUCCAGCCCCAAGAUCAACACCAAGCAUAGAUGGCGCCACAUUAACAAUGAUUGAGGAACCAUCAAGCCAUGACUUUCUCCCUGUGGUGGCUGGAGCAUCUCCAACUGUUGAGGACUGGUCAGUGAGUGAGAGGACACGAUCAGAUAAACCACACGCACUGAAGGUGUAUCGGUCCUGGGUGACAGCUGGUCUAACAGUCGCUGCCCUAAAGAAGAGGACUGGAGUGAAUGACACCCAGCUGGACACAGAGGUCAUAGAACAUGACAUUCAUAUCCUAGCCGGCUGCUUCGAUAAUCUAGAGAACUAUCUCGACCAGUUACGUUUGACUCCCGGCCAACAAACUGAUAUUUAUGACCUAGCUGUCAAACGAGACAUUCAAACUGCAAUGGCUAAGGCUUUGAAACUCUGGCGUGCCCCCAAUCCUCUUGUUGCCACUUUCCGAGCCCUGUUGAUCACCUUACUAGAUCUCAAGAGAGGAGACGUAGCUGUUAGGGUGUGUCAGUACAUUGCUGACAGAGUUCCACAACAAUACUAAUCAAUAGUACGGGUAACACAAUCACACAAUAUCCUUUCUGUGUUUGUACUCGUUUUAUUGUUUUUCUGUAUAAUUAUGUUUACCCAUUGCACGUAGAUCUACUCAUCACCGAACGAACACUAACACUAGAAACUACUAUACUAUAAAGCUAGUUUGUCUAUAAUUAUACAAUUAUGAUUUUAAUUGGCCUC
Molecule: messenger RNA, 3771 nt
Organism: Halichondria panicea
Lineage: Eukaryota; Metazoa; Porifera; Demospongiae; Suberitida; Halichondriidae
Exons: 9
Coding region: 248-3580 (1110 amino acids)
Molecular function (GO): protein binding
Source: RefSeq, a predicted model, not a curated record